This is a messenger RNA of Peronospora matthiolae, 621 nucleotides long. The record is from the annotation of a GenBank genome assembly. NCBI's taxonomy places the organism in Eukaryota, Oomycota, Peronosporomycetes, Peronosporales, Peronosporaceae.
AUGGAAAACUCCACUCCCCUAUCUGAGGCCCAAAAGGUCGCGCUUGAUAAGCUGACCGCAUCUUUGGGUCCAGAGUACGUGGAGUUCCUUGUUUCACAAGGUCCUGAAGUGCUUAAUGCACGUGUUGAAAGCUUCAUGCAGUAUGAAGCGACCCUUUUAGGGCAGGUCCAAGACCAAAUAGCGUCGGCUAUGCCUACACGCUACGUGUCUGUACCAGACGAAGAGGCUAAGCCUCGUCCACUUAGAGUGGAAGUAAAAAACUACUCCGGUAAGGAGGGUGAGAACCUCAUCCUCUGGAUCCGUGAGAUCGAGAUGGCCAUGAGAUCAGGUCUGAUCACGCUUGACCAUCAACAGGUCUCGCUGGCUAUCUCGAAGCUCGAUGGUAGAGCUAGAGAAUGGGCCUUGACGUGUAGCACGUCGGUGGACAUAGCGUUUCCCACAUGGGAGUCGCUCAAGUCACAAUUGGUACAGGUGUUUUCUCCACCUAACCAGGCUUACCGCGUGCGUUCACGCUUUCUUUCUACCCGCCAGGGUAAAAUGAACUAUCGGACUAUGUCCAAGAGCUGCGAACGCUCAUGGCUGCAAUGCAGUCUGACCCUCUGCCUGAAGCAGUCCAUGUGA